Molecule: messenger RNA, 2779 nt
Organism: Sipha flava (yellow sugarcane aphid)
Lineage: Eukaryota; Metazoa; Arthropoda; Insecta; Hemiptera; Aphididae
Product: 52 kDa repressor of the inhibitor of the protein kinase-like
Exons: 2
Coding region: 1516-2079 (187 amino acids)
Source: RefSeq, a predicted model, not a curated record
GUCGAUUCUAUUUAUAGUUCUGUAAUUUCUAUUUUUUUAUAAUCGCAUCGGCGUUGGCUAACGACGGCGUAGAUCGUUCACGUUAUCUUAUCGUCGUAAUCACACAUACUACAUUGACUAUUUCUAUUAUUACAAUAUUAAAUAUAAUAAAACAUUAUCAUUUUCCUACGGAAUACAAACAAUGACACAGCGUUCAACGAGCAGUGAGAAAACAAGUGUAUUUAAAAAAUGGAUACAAGUACUGAUAAAAAGCGUUCUUCUUCAAAAAUAAGUUCAUUUUUCAAACCAAUUUCAAAAAAAACCACAGUUAAAUGCAACAUACCUGAAGAACAUAUUUCAGAUAAUUCAGUAAAAGAACUUAAUUCGAACAUUGAUUCAGUAUUAGCUACUUCUAGUCAUGAUUUCCAUCUUCAUUCUAAUGACAUAGGAGAUUAUAUUGGAAAAAAUAUUGACAAUUAUUCGUAGCGUGAACUCUUAGUGAAUCAUUGGGUACCACCAACAAAUUACAUAUUUCCUUUCUCUGAGCAUAAUAAAAACGGUAAAUUAAUACGUCGAUUUCUUGGGCAACAACAUUUAAAUAAUUUUAUAUGGUUAGUAUUUUCACCAUCAAAAUAAGGUUUAUAUUGCAAAUAUUGUCCUUUGUUUAAUGUACAAAAACAAGGUGGUUUUCAACGAAAUGUAGAAUUACAAAAAUUAGUUACUCAACCACUGACAAAGUUCGCAAGAUUACAAGGAAAUACAGGGGAUUUACAUAGACAUGAAAUCACUAGAUAUCACAAUGAGUCUGUCCAAAUGGCUAAACUUUUUUUACAAAAUUACAAUAAUCCCAAACUUCAAAUACACAACUUAUUAGAUACAAAACGAAUGCAAGAAAUAAAAGAAAAUCAGGAAAGACUUAUUCCAAUUAUAGAAAGCAUUAUAUUUUUGGGAAGACAAAACAUCUCUUUUCGAGGGCAUAGAGACGAUGGCCAACUAGAUUUAUCGUCUACCAUUGAAAAUGGAAGAAGUUCAAUAAACGAAGGUAAUUUUAAAGAACUUUUAAAAUUUCGAGUCAAUGCCGGAGAUUCUAUGCUUGAAAAUCAUCUGAAAAAUUCUUCUUCAAAAGCAACAUAUAUUAGCAAGACAAUACAGAACGAGUUAAUCGAUUUAUGUGGUAAAGAAAUUUUAGACAGUAUUUUAAAAAAAAAUUACAGACAAGGAUAUUUUUUACAGUAUAAUUUUUGAUGAAACCUUAGAUGUGUCUAAACGAUCGCAAAUUAGUUUAGUUAUAAGAUAUAUUGAUGAAAUAACAAUUAGAGAAGAUUUUGUGGCAUUUAUAGAUGCAUUUGACGAAGCUCAACUUAUUCAACUAAGGAGUUCUAAUAAUAAAUUAAGUGAUGAUGAAGAAGUAAAUAUAGACAGUUCUUUUGAAAAUUAUGAAAGUUGCAAAAAUGUAGAAGAAAUAUCGAUAACUGGGAAAAUGCUAGGGCAAAUUGUUUUAAAUCAACUGAGAAAAAUGGGUCUGAAUCUUAACAAAUGUGUAGUAUUGGUACUGAUGGUUGCAGUGUUAUGACAUCAGAAAUUUGUGGAGCUGUAGCUGAAAUUAUAAAGAGUUCACCGAAUGCCCGUAGAUGUCCAUGUUACAACCAUUCUCUUAAUAUUUCUAUUUCAAAAUCAAGUAAAGUUCAAAGUAUACGAAAUUUAGUUGGAAUUAUUAAAGAGGUUGUUAGAUUUUUUUCUGUGUCAGCAAAACGUACAGUUAUUUUGAAGAAAUAUGUUGGCCAUCAGCUAACAGGACUAUGCGAAACGAGAUGGGUUGAGAGACAUGAUGGAGUUACUAGGUUUUUACAAGACAUGCCUAAAAUUAUUAAUACAUUAACUGAAAUUACAACAUGGAAAGAUUCUCAAACUUCUGGAAAAGCAAAAAUACUUGUAACAACAUUAUGUGACAGUGAAUUUAUUAUUGCUUUUUUUAGUUUUGCGCAUUUGCUCAAUUUCACUUAUUGUUUAAGCAAAAUUUUCCAAAAAAAAAAAUUUAGAUUUGAAUACAGCAGCAAAUACUAUAAAAGAUACAUUAAAAGUUCUUUCCAAAUGUCGUGAAAAUGUUGAUACAGAAUUUUCAAAUAUUUUUAAAUCAUCUGAAGAUUUAGCAAACAUUAUCGAUGUAGAAUUACGAAUGCCUAGAUCAUGUAAACAACAAAAAAAUCGAUCAAACUAUUUUACCAACAACGUAGAAGACUAUUACAGAAUCUCGAUAUUCAUUCCUUUAUUGGAUAAUGUUAUAGAUGACUUAAAAACACGUUUUUCCCAAAAUACAUUGGAAUUAUUUCAGUUAUCUCUUUUUCUUCCAUCUAAUUUUUUAAAAUUACCAAAUGACCAAAAAGAAGAAACUGACAAAAUAAAAUCAGUUGCUAAAGACUUUCAAAAAUUGCUUAAUAAAAAUGAGUUAUCCUCCCGAUUAGUUGGUGAAUACUAUAUUUGGAAAGAGAAGUGGAUACGUGAAUUUCAAAAUGAUUCAUCAGUUAUUUCUAACCAUGCAAUUGAAGUAUUACAGAAUUGUGAUGAAGACGUUUUUCCUUUAAUAAAUAAAAUAUUAAAAUUAUUAAUUACAUUACCCAUUAGUAAUUCUAGCUCUGAAAGGUCAUUCUCUUCACUACGGCGUCUUAAAACAUGGCUAAGAUCAACAAUGUGUGAAACACGUUUGACUGGACUUGCAUUAUUAAACAUUCACAGAAACAUUGCCAUUGAUGUUGAAAAAUUAAUUCAGCGUUUCUCCAAAAGCAAAAGAAAAAUUCCAUUU